Humulus lupulus (European hop) is the source of this 2469-nucleotide messenger RNA. Its product is annotated as auxin efflux carrier component 2. Gene Ontology annotation, cellular component: endoplasmic reticulum; plasma membrane. The transcript is spliced from 6 exons. Gene Ontology annotation, biological process: auxin polar transport; auxin export across the plasma membrane. Lineage: Eukaryota; Viridiplantae; Streptophyta; Magnoliopsida; Rosales; Cannabaceae. Gene Ontology annotation, molecular function: auxin efflux transmembrane transporter activity. The record is from RefSeq and is a predicted model, not a curated record. Bases 100 to 2100 code for a protein of 666 amino acids.
AAAUGAGGUGUAACAAAACCACUUAUAAUAUCUCAACAUCCAAUCUAACCCUUAAGCUCUAAAACAUUCACUCUCUCUCUCUCUCUAGAUAGCACCACCAUGAUCACAGGUAAGGACAUCUACGAUGUUCUGGCGGCCAUUGUCCCCUUAUACGUAGCUAUGUUUUUAGCCUACGGUUCAGUCCGGUGGUGGAAGAUCUUCACGCCUGACCAAUGCUCCGGCAUCAAUCGAUUCGUGGCGGUGUUCGCUGUACCCUUACUCUCGUUCCACUUUAUCUCCUCCAACGAUCCCUACGCCAUGAACUACCACUUCAUCGCAGCCGACUCACUCCAAAAGGUGGUCAUCCUCGCCGCCCUCUUUCUAUGGCAGACCUUUUCCAAGCGAGGAAACCAUGAGUGGAUGAUAACCCUUUUCUCUCUUUCCACUCUCCCGAACACUCUCGUCAUGGGAAUUCCUCUCUUGAAAGCCAUGUACGGAGACUUCUCCGGUAGCCUCAUGGUUCAAAUCGUGGUUCUCCAGAGUGUGAUCUGGUACACUCUCAUGCUCUUCAUGUUCGAGUACAGAGGAGCCAAGCUCCUCAUCACCGAGCAGUUUCCAGAGACUGCAGGCUCCAUCACCUCGUUCCGAGUCGACUCCGACGUCGUUUCUCUCAACGGUCGGGAGCCCUUACAGACCGACGCGGAAAUCGGUGACGAUGGAAAGCUCCACGUGGUGGUGAGAAGAUCGGGGGCUUCAUCAAUGAUUUCUUCCUUCAACAAGUCUCACGGACUCAAUUCCAUAACUUCCAUGACUCCCAGGGCGUCGAACCUUACAGGAGUAGAGAUCUACUCAGUACAAUCCUCGCGCGAGCCGACGCCAAGGGCUUCCAGCUUCAACCAGACUGAUUUUUACGCCAUGUUCAACGCCAGUAAGGUCCCGAGUCCCAAACAAGGGUACACCAGCAGCUUUGGCGGAGGGGGACUAGCCCCAACUGGACCAGCCGGUUUCGGAGGCAGCGGUGGCGAUGUCUACUCGCUUCACUCAUCGAAAGGCGUCACGCCGAGAACAUCUAAUUUCGAUGAAGAGAUGUUGAAGAAUAUGGGAAAGAAGCAGAGAGGAGCAAGGAGCAUGAGUGGAGAGCUCUUCAAUGGCGGUCUUGUCUCAUCUUACCCUCCUCCUAAUCCGAUGUUUUCAGGGUCAACAAGUAGUGCUAUUAAGAAGAAAGACACUACAACUAUUACUCCUCCUGCUGCUGGUAAUAAUGGGGUGCCGAACAAGGACCUUCAUAUGUUCGUAUGGAGCUCAAGUGCGUCGCCGGUUUCCGAAGGGAUCCUUAGACACGCAGUUAACAGAGCCGUCUCUUCUGAUUUUGGAGGUAUUGAUACAUCCAAAGCUUCUGGCGUGGCUCAGCACGAAAGAGGUAUGCAAGAGUUAAAUGAGAAUAUAAGUCCAGCAGGGAAGAUGGUUGGAGAAAAUAAUCAUGCCGAAGUAGAAGAAGGGUUGAGAAAUAUGAAGUAUAAUAAUGGUAUGGGAGGUUCGCCAUAUAGCUCUAACAAUUACCAGAAGAAGGUUGAAGACGUGGGUGAACUAGGAGGAGGUCAGAAGAAGAACCAAAUGCCACCUGCUAGUGUCAUGACAAGACUUAUCCUUAUCAUGGUUUGGAGGAAACUCAUUCGAAACCCCAACACCUACUCUAGCCUCAUUGGCUUAAUUUGGUCCCUCGUCUCCUUCAGGUGGAACAUCAAGAUGCCAACAAUUGUAAGCGGGUCCAUAUCCAUAUUAUCUGAUGCUGGUCUGGGAAUGGCUAUGUUUAGUUUAGGUUUAUUCAUGGCUUUACAGCCAAAGAUCAUAGCAUGUGGAAAAUCAGUAGCGACAUUUUCAAUGGCUGUUAGGUUCUUGACUGGCCCAGCAGUGAUUGCGGCAACUUCUAUAGUCGUUGGUCUUCGUGGAGUGCUUUUGCAUAUCGCCAUUGUUCAGGCUGCUCUUCCACAAGGAAUCGUUCCCUUUGUAUUUGCAAAAGAAUACAAUGUCCAUCCAGACAUACUUAGUACUGCGGUUAUUUUCGGAAUGCUAAUCGCCUUGCCCAUCACAAUUCUCUAUUACGUGCUUCUUGGGCUAUAGUAAAACUACUUUCUGGGAAACAGUGAGGAAAUAUAUAUAUAUAAUAGUGUAUUAUCCAAGUCAGGCUUAGUUGGAUGGAUCUCAUACUGUUUUUGAAGAAAACCAAAUAUUCCUUUGGAUUCAGUGCCAUCAUAUGGCCUUAAGCAUGUGAUCUUUUAGCUCUCUCUUGCUACAUACUUGUCUUCUUCAAUAUCUUAGUCCUCUUAUAGUAUUUUUUUUCCGUCUCUUUUUAGUUAUUUUUGCUAUCUUAUCUGGUUAGAAAAAUAUUAGAUUAGAUCAACUUAGAUUGAUAGGAGAGAGAGGCAGAGAAAUUAGUACGUACUUUUUUUUUCUUCUAUGUAUUCUGAUAUAUAUUAAUUAUUUGUUAAA